Macrosiphum euphorbiae (potato aphid) is the source of this 822-nucleotide messenger RNA. The record is from the annotation of a GenBank genome assembly. Lineage: Eukaryota; Metazoa; Arthropoda; Insecta; Hemiptera; Aphididae.
AUGGGAACACAAUUAAAAAGAUCUCAAUCUAAUAAAAAUGAAAAUGGUUCAGAAAAUGGUUCAAUUACAGUUAUCAAUAACUAUAAUGACCUUUCUGCAAGUAGCUUAACAGAAAACAAUAAUGUGGUUUUAUCUCCAUCACUGUUGAUUUCUCCUGUGACUCCACCUAAUUCAAAAAUUAAUUCCGUAGCAAGAAAUCUCUUUCCAUCCAAAUCUCCGGCCAUGCAGCCAAAAAAAGUUGGGUAUGAUAAAACUUCACAGCUAUAUGUCGUUACAAAACUGACAGAAAUGAAUACCAAAAUAAACAAACUCGUUUUGGAUAUGUCUAGGCAAGAGGAAUUACUAAAAUAUGUUUUAAAAAUUGUUGAGUUUCAAGAUAAAAGUAUUGAUGAUAAUGAUGACUAUGGCGAUGAUAUUUUUCCUGAAGGAUUUCCUAUUGACGACUUAGACUCUUUAAGAGAAAUUAAUAUUAGUCUAAAAAAUGAUGAUGUGUUCCGUAAAAAACUGAUAAAAAAGUUAAAAUGCUACCAUGGUUCAAACAUUGGGAAAGUAACUAAAUCAAUUAUGGAUCUAGUAUUUACAAAUAAUCUUGGAAGACAAGUAUCCUUAGCAGGCAAAGGUCCAAUGAACAAAAAAGAAAAGGAACCUCUCAAGUCUUUAUUUCUUUUUAAAAUAAUUAUAAAUGCUAUUCUCAAAAACGUUAAAAAUUCCAGCGUCUCUUCUGCACACAAAGCAGUAUCGGGGUGGCUAAAACAUGCAAAAGAACGGUAUGAAAGACAUAUUGUCAACAACAGUCCAAUUGAUAAUUCUCAAGACUCUUAA